Molecule: messenger RNA, 1949 nt
Organism: Homarus americanus (American lobster)
Lineage: Eukaryota; Metazoa; Arthropoda; Malacostraca; Decapoda; Nephropidae
Product: protein mono-ADP-ribosyltransferase PARP12-like
Exons: 3
Coding region: 561-1949 (462 amino acids)
Molecular function (GO): NAD+ poly-ADP-ribosyltransferase activity
Source: RefSeq, a predicted model, not a curated record
AAGAGACUAAGUACUCACAGCAACCUUCCAAGAGAGAGAAUCCUUCUAGUACCCAGACUAAUAGUGGAGCUUCAGCACCUAGUUACAGUACCACCCAAACAAAAGCUCCAAAGGCUGCUCAUCAAAUUUCAGCACCUAGUUACAGUACCACCCAAACAAAAGCUCCAAAGGCUGGUCAUCAAACAGUUAAGCACCAUGUAAAUAACUACAUAAUCCCAAAACCACAACUAAAUGAGAGGCAACAGACACAAAAUAUUGAUCUUCCCUUCCAAAGUUUGCCUGACAAGUUUGGAUUACGUGUCUGUCCUCAAUACAAUAGUAAGGAAGGUUGUAAUGCCCCAAUUUGUAGGAGAUUGCAUGCAUGUCUAUAUUGGUGCUUAAAGAAAUGUAACCGUACAGUUUGUGAGAAUGAUCACUCGUUUACAUCAUCUCAUAAUAAAGUGAUAUUAGAUGUUUUUUCCCAUAGGAGUGAUUUUAAUGAUUCACUGGUUUUUCAAUAUCUUAAAAACACUCACAAACACUUCAAAAAGUCGAAACGUGGACAACAUGACUGUAUUUGUAUGUUUAAUAUGAUGAAAAGAUGUACAAGGGACCCCUGUACCCAAGUGCAUUCCACUAUGCCUUACCUUUGGGAAAUAAAUUAUAAUGAGAACUUCUUACGGUUGUCAUACGAGCAGAGUGACCAUUUGGAACGCUUAUUUUGUCAUCCAGCUCAAGAUAAAGCUGAAUUCCCUCCCUUACCAUCAAAUGUAAGACACCAUAGUAGAUAUGAACAACUUCGAAAUGUCUUAUCAAGUAGUGAGUCAUGGCAAGUUGAUAUGGAAACAAUGAAGAUUUCUUCAGGCAGUUCAAGCAUUGUAAUUCGUAGAUUGUCAACCCCUUCAGACAUAACAUAUGAUCUUCGAGUGGCAUCUCGUUGGAUCUGGUACUGGUGUGAUGACAAUGGCUCUUGGAAACCUUACACACAUGGUGAUAACAACAAGUAUUUUGUGGUAGCGCUCAGUGAUCACCUGGAAUAUCACAUGCAUUUUAGUAAUGAAUUUCACUUCUUUGUUAAAGUUGGUGGACAACAUUAUGAUAUAGAUACACGAGAAAUGACACAGAAGAAUAUUAUAACAGGCAAAAUACGAAAAAUAAGGAGAAGGCCAGCUUGUACAGUACUUGAAGAUAAAGAAACAUCAUUUGAUAGAAUGUUUACAAAAUUACCCAAAGACAAGAAGUACUUGUUAACUCCAGUGCUGCCACAGACAUCUGAAUAUAUCUUCAUUGAGAAAAUGAUGAGUGAAUCACUUUCAAAUUUAAGUUGUGAACCAAACAACACAUACCCCACAGUAUCUUCUAUUAACAGAAUGCAAAAUGAUCACCUAUGGAAAACCUACCAGAACAAGAAACGUCAGCUCUUAUGCUUUUAUAGUAAUGAUUUGUCAAAGGUAAAUGAGCAAUAUCUUUUCCAUGGGACAAAACAUUCUGUAAUUGAUCUAAUUUGCAGUGAGAAUUUAGAUUGGAGACUUUUUGGCAGGAACGUUGGUAAUGCGUAUGGCCAAGGAACAUAUUUUGCUAAUAAUGCUAAAUUGGGAUUUCCGACGAUUGAUAAGGAAAUCACAGAAAUAGUGAAACUAGCAAAGGAAAUUGGAGGUGAGGGUUGUGAUGACAUGCAGAAAGAGGAUGUGAAUGAACUGUUGGAUUUGCAUUUUCAAGAACCAACAAAUGAGGAGCUUAUAGCAGUUAACAGUAAAAGUGAUGAUGAUGAUGCUGAAGUGGAACUCAUAAAACCUAAAUUAACAAUGAAGGCGACCUCUGAAUUCCUCUUGAAAGCAAAUGAACUUUGUGAGAUAUGUUUUGACAUAGAUUCAAUAAUGGAGAGAAGUGUAAAGUUCAAAAGGGGCCUUGAUCUUUGUGUGGCAUACAGAGACAUUUUGACAGAUUUGCAUAGAAAAAGCAAACAAUAG